UGUCCGUGCGUGUUACAUUUUGAGUUGCAAGUACAUAUGGACAUAGUCUUACAGUUGAGACAGACCAUCGCUGAUCUGAAUGUACGACCACGCCAACAGCCUUGAAAGCAAGAGGUCAAAAAGGUGAAAAUUCUGACCUAAAACAGAAAUGGAUAAGAUAACGCCAGCUGUUAACAGGUCAUCGUUUUAUUGUACCUUUUAUCUACUGAUAGGCUGAGCGAUUGUAAGAACUCAGUCCUACACCUCGCAAAGUGAAGUCGUUUGGUCACCUCUAGCAUCGACCCUCGCCCUCUGCAUCCGCAGUCACCUGCUCGCGAUUUCACAAAGAGCAAGACAGUAUUGGAACUGCAAGAGUCAUAUAAACAAAUGGCGGGGUCACGUCACAGACUUCUCGUCAAGCACGCUCGGCAGGUCGUGCAGGUGAGCAGCACGCGCCAGACAGUCAAGUGCGCUGCCGACAUGCAGCACCUUAACAUCCUGCAGGAAGAGGGAGACUACUCCAUCAUGGUGGGGAGCGAUGGACUGAUCCUGGACAUAGGUCCAACCAACGAAAUAGAAGAAAAAUACAACGGUGACGUCAUCGAUCAAGUCAUUGACGCCAGCGGAAAGUGCAUCAUUCCCGGCCUCGUGGAUGCGCAUACACACGCGGUGUGGGCCGGAGAUAGGGUGCAUGAAUUUGCAAUGAAGCUAGCCGGAGCAAGCUACAUGGACGUCCACAAAGCCGGUGGUGGCAUUUACUUCACGGUCGAGCACACCCGCCGAGCCACCGAAGACGACCUCUACGAGCUGCUGCGCAAGAGGCUGCUCAAGAUGCUCCGGUCCGGCACGACCCUGGUGGAGGUCAAGAGCGGCUACGGCCUUGACACUGACUCGGAAGUAAAAAUGCUGCGCGUGAUCGAACGAGCACGACGUAGUCUGCCUAUCGACAUUUCGUGCACCUUCUGCGGAGCCCAUGCUGUGCCCCGAGACAUCACCCCCGAAGAGGCCACCCGCAGGGUCCUUCAAGAACAGCUCCCGCGAAUCCAAGCGCUGACUUCAGUGGGCGAGCUGCACGUGCACAAUAUUGACGUGUUCUGUGAGGAGGGCGUGUUCAGCGUGCAGCAGUCUCGCGAGAUCCUGCUGGCUGGCAAGGCUGCUGGCCUCAACAUCAAUUUUCACGGCGAGGAGCUACAUCGCCUCAACUCCGCAGAGAUGGGAGCAGAGAUCGGUGCCCUGGCAAUCAGUCACUUGGAGGAAGUGUCGGAGGAGGGCAUGAGGGCCAUGGCUCGAGCAGGUACCUUGGGCGUGCUGUUGCCCACCACGGCCUUUAACCUUCGCCUCAAGCCACCACCAGCGCGCGCAUUGAUACAAGAGGGCGUGCCGGUAGCUCUUGGGUCAGACUUCAAUCCUAACGCUCAUUGUCUGGCCAUGCCGCUGGUGAUGAAUCUGGCCUGCGUCACACUGCGCAUGUCCAUGCCGGAAGUUCUGGUGGCCGCCACGCUCAACGCGGCAGCUGCUUUGGGCCGCUCUGACAUGCACGGGUCGCUGGAGAUUGGGAAACUUGCCAACUUUUUGAUCCUUGAUAACCCCAGAUGGGAACACUUGAUUUACCAGAUGGGUGACCACAACAGUGUGAUUAAGCACGUGGUGUGGCAUGGUGACAUCGUGCAUUCAACCCCUUCAAUCGACGAGAGCUAAACACUAAGUGCGUGUGCUUUCUACACCCACCCGAAACAUCUUGCCAUCUCAUACUGCCUCAUUAGUGCCCGCUGUGUGCUGCCAGAUCAUUUUACCUAAAACAUCAAAAAAGCUAAUUUCAUUCUAGCUUACAGUGUACCUAAAGUAUCAGAUAUCCCCUGCUGGAAAAUUGUUUUCUUUCGUGUAGGCAGUGGUAGGCCGCCGAGAUAAAGCACAGUUUUCUUAUCGUACUCUGUCGUCUGAUUGUGAGAAGGAUAAGUGUUGUAAACUUUUUGGUUAGUUCUUGGUUUUGUAGAGAGAGUGCCUCAAUCAAGCAGUGAUUUCUCAUUAAACUUGACAACUCUCUAGUUUUUUCUGUUCUGUAUUUUUUAAUGUGCUACACAAAAACAAAGGCAUUCGGUGAUGGCAGCGUGCUCGUAAAUAUAUACAUUUUGAGAGUACCUAAGACAUUCUAUACAUAAAUGACAUAGGAGUGCCGCAUGUGCAAAAAACAAAUACAUUCUGCAUUUAAACAUUCGAAUAUUUGGCUCAUCUUCGUCACUGGUCGUCACCCUUUGCGAACCGCAAUGAUCAUUUGGUGCAGUAGUCCUCAUUUGUUCUCUCCAUCUAGGAACUUCGCAUCCUUUUCUGCCAGCAGAAGUACUUACUGUUAACCCGCUUGUUCAUCUGUGCAUCUUUUAAAUACUUCCUGCAGAAGGGUGCGAAUGAACGGAAGGUUAAAAUGGGAAGUUAUUCGCCCAGACAGACCAAAAUCAAAAUAAAGAAUUAUUGUAAAAUUAUAACUGCCAGAAACAAAAUAAAAGUUUGGGAUCAUUUUCUUUGA
Messenger RNA from Pomacea canaliculata, 2500 nucleotides. RefSeq names its product probable imidazolonepropionase. Gene Ontology annotation, molecular function: imidazolonepropionase activity. Gene Ontology annotation, cellular component: cytoplasm. NCBI's taxonomy places the organism in Eukaryota, Metazoa, Mollusca, Gastropoda, Architaenioglossa, Ampullariidae. The record is from RefSeq and is a predicted model, not a curated record.